This is a messenger RNA of Myotis myotis, 4575 nucleotides long. It is a transcript of the gene SLC4A3, whose product is annotated as solute carrier family 4 member 3. Gene Ontology annotation, biological process: bicarbonate transport; monoatomic anion transport; regulation of intracellular pH. The coding region runs from base 304 to 4086 and encodes 1260 amino acids. Gene Ontology annotation, cellular component: plasma membrane. Lineage: Eukaryota; Metazoa; Chordata; Mammalia; Chiroptera; Vespertilionidae. Gene Ontology annotation, molecular function: monoatomic anion transmembrane transporter activity; solute:inorganic anion antiporter activity. The record is from RefSeq and is a predicted model, not a curated record. The transcript has 23 exons.
GCGGCGGGGCGGCGGGGCUGCGGAGCCGAGCGCGGGAGGUGGAGCCGCGGGCUGCGGGCUCCGGCGCCUGCGUCCCCAGCUCGCCCGGCUCGCCUCCGCCGUGGGCGCCCCGCGGCUGCCUGGCCCUGCGCGGCGACAGGCCCCGGAGAGAAAGCCGAAGGGAGAUGGGGCGCGCAGGCCAGCGCGGGUCCCGCAGGCUCCAGAGCCCCGAGGACUCUCCACUAGGUCCCCGCAGCGCCCCCUUCUUCUCACCCGGGUCGCGGGUCCCUCAGUGAGCGAGAGCCCCCCAAGCGCCUCCCGGCCAUGGCCAACGGAGUGAUCGCGCCGCCCGGGGGCGCCUCCCCCCUCCCCCAGGUCCGGGUGCCCUUGGAGGAGCCCCCUCUGAGUCCAGACGUGGAGGAGGAGGAUGAUGACUUGGGCAAGACCUUGGCUGUGAGCAGGUUUGGGGAUCUCAUCAGCAAGCCCCCCGCCUGGGACCCCGAGAAGCCCAGCCGCAGCUACAGCGAGCGGGACUUUGAGUUUCACCGGCACACCUCCCAUCACACCCACCACCCGCUCUCCGUGCGCCUGCCUCCACCCCACAAGCUGCGGCGAGUGCCCCCCAGCUCUGCCAGGCAAAGCAGGAGGAAGAAGAAGAAGGAGAAAACCUCUGCUGCUCCCUCCGAAGGGACCCCUCCCAUCCAGGAGGAGGGGGGAACCGGGGUGGAGGAGGAAGAGGAAGAGGAGGAGGAAGAGGAAGGGGAAUAUGAGGCCGAGCCUGUGGAGCCUCCACCCUCAGGGUCCCCACAGAAAGCGAAGUUUUCCAUUGGAAGUGACGAGGAUGACAGUCCCGGCCUCCCCGGGAGGGCUGUCUCCACCAAGCCCUUGUCCUCGGGGGACAUUCGCUCGGACAAGAGCCCCCAGCACUCGGUCAGCUCCCCCAGUCCCCGGGCCCGGGCCCCCCGAGUCACAGGAGAGAAGAGCCGGCCCUGGAGCCCAUCGGCCAGCUAUGACCUGCGGGAGCGGCUAUGCCCAGGCAGUGCCCUGGGCAGCCUGGGUGGCCCAGAGCAGCAGGUGCCCACUGACGAGGCGGAGGCCCAGAUGUUGGGCUCUGCAGACCUGGACGACAUGAAGAGCCACCGGCUGGAAGACAACCCUGGCAUGCGGCGGCACCUGGUGAAGAAGCCAUCUCGAACACAGGGCGGGAGGGGCAGCCCCGGUGGCCUGGCCCCCAUCCUGCGCAGGAAGAAGAAGAAGAAGAAGCUAGACCGGAGGCCUCAUGAGGUGUUUGUGGAGCUGAACGAGCUGAUGCUGGACCGCAGCCAGGAGCCCCACUGGCGGGAGACGGCACGCUGGAUCAAGUUUGAGGAGGACGUGGAGGAAGAGACAGAGCGCUGGGGGAAGCCCCACGUGGCCUCGCUCUCCUUCCGCAGCCUCCUGGAGCUCAGGAGGACCAUCGCCCAUGGCGCCGCCCUCCUGGACCUGGAGCAGACCACUCUGCCGGGCAUCGCGCAUCUUGUGGUGGAGACCAUGAUUGUGUCUGACCAGAUCCGGCCAGAGGACAGGGCCAGCGUCCUGCGCACCCUGCUACUGAAGCACAGCCACCCCAAUGAUGACAAGGACAGUGGCUUCUUUCCCCGAAACACAUCCAGCUCCAGUGUGAACUCGGUCAUGGGGAAUCACCACCCCACCCCCAGCCAUGGCCCUGAUGGGGCAGUGCCCACCAUGGCCGAUGACCUGGGGGAGCCAGCCCCACUCUGGCCUCACGACCCUGAUGCCAAGGAGAAGCCCCUCCAUAUGUCUGGGGGAGACAGUCACCGGGGGAAAAGCCUGAAGCUGCUGGAGAAGAUCCCCGAAGAUGCUGAGGCCACUGUGGUGCUUGUGGGCUGUGUGCCUUUCUUGGAGCAGCCGGCAGCAGCCUUUGUGCGGUUGAGUGAGGCGGUGCUCCUGGAGUCUGUGCUUGAGGUCCCCGUACCGGUCCGCUUCCUUUUCGUGAUGCUUGGGCCCCGCCACACCAGCACCGACUAUCACGAGCUGGGGCGCUCCAUCGCUACCCUCAUGUCUGACAAGCUGUUUCACGAGGCUGCCUACCAGGCUGAUGACCGGCAGGACCUCCUGAGCGCCAUCAGCGAGUUCCUGGAUGGCAGCAUCGUGAUCCCCCCGUCGGAGGUGGAGGGCCGCGACCUGCUGCGCUCCGUGGCCGCCUUCCAGCGGGAGCUGCUGAGGAAGCGGCGGGAGCGAGAGCAGAACAAAGUGGAGAUGACCACCCGGGGAGGCUACGUGGCUCCUGGGAAAGGGCUGUCGCUGGAAUUGGGGGGCUCUGAGGCGACCCCUGAAGAUGACCCCCUGCGGCGGACCGGCUCGGUGUUUGGGGGACUUGUCCGGGACGUGAAGCGCCGCUACCCGCACUACCCCAGUGACCUGCGGGACGCUCUGCACUACCAGUGUGUGGCCGCCGUGCUCUUCAUCUACUUCGCUGCCCUCAGCCCUGCCAUCACCUUCGGGGGGCUGCUAGGGGAGAAAACCGAAGGGCUGAUGGGAGUGUCUGAGCUGAUCGUGUCCACGGCUGUGCUUGGAGUCCUCUUUUCUCUGCUGGGGGCCCAACCGCUGCUUGUGGUUGGCUUCUCAGGGCCACUGCUGGUCUUCGAAGAAGCCUUCUUCAAGGUGACAGCCCUGUCCUGCUGCUCCCCUGGGAUCACCUGCUCCUCCCCUGGCCCCUCAGCCCAGUUCUGCCAAUCCCAUGACCUGGAGUACCUCACCGGCCGGGUGUGGGUUGGCCUCUGGCUGGUGGUCUUUGUUCUUGCUCUGGUGGCCGCUGAGGGCAGCUUCCUGGUCCGCUACAUCUCGCCUUUCACCCAGGAGAUCUUCGCCUUCCUCAUUUCUUUCAUUUUCAUCUAUGAGACCUUCUACAAACUCUAUAAGGUGUUCACGGAGCACCCACUGCUGCCGUUCUACCCCCCUGAGGGGGCACUGGCGCCUAGGCUGGACCUGAAUGGGAGUGCUCUGCCCGCCACUGAGGGGCCACUAGGCCCGCGGAACCAGCCCAACACGGCCCUGCUGUCCCUCAUCCUCAUGCUUGGGACCUUCCUCAUCGCCUUCUUCCUGCGCAAGUUCAGGAACAGCCGCUUCCUGGGGGGCAAGGCUCGCCGCAUCAUCGGGGAUUUCGGCAUCCCCAUCUCCAUUCUGGUGAUGGUCCUGGUGGAUUACUCCAUUACAGACACCUACACACAGAAGCUGACAGUGCCCACGGGGCUCUCGGUGACCUCCCCCCAUAAGCGCACGUGGUUCAUCCCGCCUCUGGGCAGUGCCCGUCCUUUCCCGCCCUGGAUGAUGGUGGCAGCUGCUGUCCCCGCCCUGCUGGUCCUCAUCCUGAUCUUCAUGGAGACACAGAUCACUGCGCUCAUUGUCAGCCAGAAGGCACGGAGGCUGCUCAAAGGCUCCGGCUUCCACCUGGACCUGCUUCUGAUCGGCUCCCUGGGGGGACUGUGUGGGUUGUUUGGGCUGCCCUGGCUGACGGCUGCCACCGUCCGCUCAGUCACCCAUGUCAAUGCACUGACUGUCAUGCGCACCGCCAUUGCGCCUGGAGACAAACCCCAGAUCCAGGAGGUGCGGGAGCAGCGGGUCACUGGCGUGCUCAUCUCCAGCCUCGUGGGCCUGUCCAUCGUCAUGGGGGCUGUGCUGCGCCAGAUCCCGUUGGCCGUGCUCUUUGGGAUUUUCCUGUACAUGGGGGUCACGUCGCUGUCUGGCAUCCAGCUGUCCCAGCGUCUGUUGCUCAUCUUCAUGCCAGCAAAACACCAUCCCGAGCAGCCCUAUGUGACCAAGGUGAAGACGUGGCGGAUGCACCUGUUCACCUGCAUCCAGCUGGGCUGCAUCGCCCUGCUCUGGGUGGUCAAGUCCACGGCGGCCUCGCUCGCCUUUCCCUUCCUGCUGCUGCUCACGGUGCCUCUGAGGCGUUGCCUUCUGCCCCGGAUUUUCCAGGACAGAGAGCUGCAGGCGGUAAGGGACUGUGCUUGGGGCAGGGCCAGUGUGGAUGGGGCCUGGGUUCCAAUCUCUGCUGCACCGCCUGACAGCUGUGUGCCUGACACAGCUGGACUCGGAAGAUGCUGAACCAAACUUCGACGAGGACGGCCAGGAUGAGUACAACGAGCUGCACAUGCCUGUGUGAUUCUCCGACACGGUGCCCCUGAGAGACCCCGCCAUCUCAGUGACUGAUACCUGGGCCCCUGUCAGAGCCCAGCCCCAGGGCGGGCGGGGGUUCCUCAUGACCCAAAGACGUGCCUGGAACCCCUACUGAUGCCACGGCCAGAGGGGCCCUGACUGUGCCAGAGGCUCUGACCUUAUCUCACCAGGCCCUUUCACAGACGGCACAGGCUUUACCGGCACAGGCUUUGAGCUCAUUAUAACCACACCCCUCGUCUUGUGUCUGCUUCACUUUCUUGGUUCCAUGUCUGGUUUCUCAGGUCACAGUUAUCCAUCUGGAAUUGGAAGAAUUGGGAGAAUUCUAUAUUCAGGGUCAUCAAAACCUGAGGAGAGGUUUGAGGCAAGGACAGAAUUCUUGGGUGAAAGGGAGAGAAUCAAGACCACAGAAGGUCAGAU